AUGCCGAGAACCCGAAAGCCGGAAGGAAAGGAGCAAUAUGCAAGACCCAAGGAGCCCUAUGCAAAACCAAAGGAGUCCUCAGCGAAAAAAAGCAAUAAAGGCUCUUCCUCAGAACCUCCGGUGCCGCGCAGUGCCGGUGUUGAAAAGCAGUGAGUUGGUUGAUAGCGCUACAGCAUAACUAUAAGAAAUUCAGGGGUUUCUUAUCCUUUCGAAAGCUCCUCAUUCUAAGAAGUGAGAUUUCACUGACACGCCCUGAGAAGAUUCAGAAUUCUCUUUAGGAACUUGGUUGUGUCCAAGCUCUUGAUGGGGCAACCGCAAUACUUCUGCGUCAAGGUUAUUCUGCUCCGUUUGGACGACCUGGAUCCCCUCGCGCCGACAUUUCAGAGCGAGCUCGAGUCUAUGCGAGACGUCUUUGAGAAUCUGUAUCAUUUCGAAGUCUUGGAGCCGGGGUGGAAGAUUCCUCUUGUGGAUAGCCAUGCGGCGGUCUUGCAGAAAGUGCAGCAACUGAUUGGCUCUGAUGAACCUACGACUCUGAAUAUUGUCUAUUACAAGGGACAUGGAGCCCGGGAGGUCGGCGCACUGCAUUGGAAAAGGUAAUGGGAAAUCAAGCUAGCGAAUGAUACCGAAAAAAGCUGACCUUGUACAUAAUCAGUGACAACCAAUUCGCAGAGUCUGUAUGCUGGGAUGGUGUUGGUGGCAUACAAGAGCUUCUAGAGAAAGCCCGCUCACCCGCAUUCAUAUUGCUGGACUGUUGCUUUGCGACGAGUGUCAACUCGGCUUAUAUCAAUCAGCAGGUUCAGGUUCCUGGAGCUGGUCCAACCUGGCAAAUGGCAGCUUGUAGCUACAACCACGUUUCCUACGCUGCUUCCAAUUCGUUCACCACAGCAUUAGUGCGAGAACUUCAAGCUUUAGCAAACCUUCCACAAGGGUUCGAUAUUCAACAGCUCCACUCACGAAUCGUAGCCAUAUUUUCCGUGUUUCCGCAGUAUGACAAGUACUCUCAAGCGCCGGUCCUAUCGCUACUCACAUACGAUAUGCCAGGACAGGACAGUGUAUGGCUCAAACCACUUCUCACCGAUCUGGCUUAUGUGGACCACAGUACUACAAUUGGGCAAAUAAUCAACAGGUCACGCCCAAACCUUCCACGCUUCGGCAAAUUCGGCAUGUGGGCAUACGUCCUUGACUCUGCUCGAACUCCUCAUGCAACAGUGGCGGUAUUCGACUUGGAAACAUCGUUCAACUACGUCUCUAGAAGCCGGGUAAAGCUCUUGAAAUUGAAGGAGGAGUUUAGCGGUGGGCCAACGUCCCGGAAAUGGACCAUUUUCAAAGGGAUGGCGGGUGAGACUAUGUCCACUCGUUUUGUUGUGCUACGGUUCCAGCUUGCUGAGCUUGAUGCUUCACGAUCCCGACCGGAAGAGCUGGAGAAAGAAUUCCGGGUCGUUCCAUCGGAUUAUGGUGGUCGAUCUUUUGAUUUUGCUUUGGGGAGAGAUUUCAUUGCGCAGCUCGACCUGAGCGAAGUUCUGGAUGAGGUGGAUGGUAUUCUUGCCAAUGUCCCUGCAAAUGAAGAGCUGUAG
Molecule: messenger RNA, 1574 nt
Organism: Hymenoscyphus albidus
Lineage: Eukaryota; Fungi; Ascomycota; Leotiomycetes; Helotiales; Helotiaceae
Source: the annotation of a GenBank genome assembly